Molecule: messenger RNA, 2829 nt
Organism: Lodderomyces pseudojiufengensis
Lineage: Eukaryota; Fungi; Ascomycota; Pichiomycetes; Serinales; Debaryomycetaceae
Gene: VPS35
Product: retromer subunit
Exons: 1
Coding region: 1-2829 (942 amino acids)
Biological process (GO): retrograde transport, endosome to Golgi; intracellular protein transport
Cellular component (GO): retromer complex; late endosome; retromer, cargo-selective complex
Source: RefSeq, a predicted model, not a curated record
AUGGCAAUAUCAUCAUCAGAACAAACAAAUAUUUUAAAUACAAGUAUAUCAAAUAUAAAACAUCAACUGAAUUUAAUGAAAAAUGAUUUAGAAGAAAAUAAAUUAUUACAAGCUUUAAAACAUUGUUCAAAUUUUUUAAAUGAAUUAAGAACUAAUCAAUUAACUCCAAAACAAUAUUAUGAAAUUUAUAUGUUAAUUUUUGAUUCCUUGGAGAUUUUAAGUUUAUAUUUAAGUAAUAAUAAUACCACCACCACAAAUGAUUCAACUCAAAAUACAUUUUUAGCUGAUCUAUAUGAAAUUGUUCAAUAUUCAGGAAAUAUUAUACCAAGAUUAUAUAUGAUGAUAGUUAUAGGAACAACAUAUAUGAAAUUCAACAAUUCUCCAAUAAAAGAUUUAAUGAAAGAUAUGAUUGAAAUGUGUCAUGGAGUUCAACAUCCAAUAAGAGGAUUAUUUUUAAGAUAUUAUUUAAGUCAAAGAAUUAAAAAUUUAUUACCUUUUGAUAAUAAACAAGAUUUUAAUGAAACUAUUGAAUUUUUAAUUAAAAAUUUUAUUGAAAUGAAUAAAUUAUGGGUAAGAUUACAACAUCAAGGUCAUUCAUCUGAAAGAGAAAUUAGAUAUAAAGAAAGAAAAGAAUUAAAAAUUUUAGUUGGUUCUAAUUUAGUUCGAUUAAGUCAAAUUAUGGAUGAUUAUGAAAGUUUGAAUAAUGAGAAACGUAAGGAAGAUAAUGAGAAAGAUAAUGCAGAUAUAGAUGAUUCAUUUUCUCAAAUUGAAUUUUAUAAAGAUAAAGUAUUUCCAAUUAUAACAGAACAAAUAAUACAAUGUAAAGAUCAUUUAGCUCAAACUUAUUUAAUUGAUGUUAUUAUACAAAUUUUUCCAGAUGAAUUUCAUUUUGCAACAUUAGAAGAUUUAUUAAAUCAAGUAUUUUUAAAUUUACAUCCUUUAUUGAAUAAAAGUGAAUUAGUAAAUACAUUAAUUGAAAAAUUUAUUACAUAUAAUAAAUUUAAUAAUGAUAUGGAAAAUUUAUCAAUAAAUGGGAAUACUAGUCCUCAGAAAAGACUUGAUGUUAAUAAAUUAUUUGAAAUUUUUUGGAAAUUUUAUUUAAAUUUAAUUAAAAAUGAAGAAUCAAAUAUAAGUAUUGAAGAAAAUUCAAAAUUAUUAAAAUCUUUUAUAAAUUUAUCAUUAACUUUUGAUGAUAAAAAUUUUAAAAAUUUAGAUAUUAUAUAUGAAUUUGCUGCAGAAAAUUUAACAACCCCCCAAAAUGAUAAAAUUGAAGAAGAAGAACAACAAGAAUUAUUAUUACUGCUUUUAAUGGAAUCUAUUAAAAAAUUUACUUCAAUCAAAACAAUUUUUAUAUUUAAUAACUUUUUUCCAUUUUAUGAAAAAUUAAAUAAAUCAUUACAAAAGGAAAUAUCAAUAUCUAUAGUAGAUAAAAUUUUGGAAUUAUUCAAUGGAGAAGAAUUUUUUUCCGAUGUUAAUGAAAUUGAUAAUAUUUUUAAAUAUUUAUUAAUAUUGGUGAAAGAUUCACCAUCAACAGAUCUAGAUACAGCAAAGGAUUUAGGAAUAACAAAAACUAUUAAAAUAAAUAAUGGUGAAAAAUUAAUAACACCAGAAUAUUUAGAAAUUCAAUCAAAAUUAAGUUUAAUAAUACAAUUAAUUAAUGAUCCAAAUGAUUUAAAUAAAUCAAUAAAUAAUUUAUUUUAUAUAAGAAAAAAAUAUUUGAAUAAAAAUCAUGAAAAUAUAAUUUAUACUUAUCCAACAUUAAUUUCACAAAUUUUAUUCAAAUUAAAAAUUAUAGGUUAUAUAAAUUUAAAUAUUGAAAAUAAAGAAUUACAAGAAAACAACCAAUCAAAAUUAAUUUCAAAUUUUAAAAAUUUAUCAAUUAUAAUUGAUGAAUUAUAUCAAAUUCAUUAUGAAUAUAAUUCAGAAUUAAUUUUAUCUUUAUAUUUAAAUAUUGCAUCAAUAUCAGAUCAAUUAAAAUUAAAUUCAAUUACUUUUGAAAUUUUUAAUCAAAUAUUUAUAAUAUAUGAAGAAAAUUUAAUAAUGUCCAUGCAUCAAUAUAAACCAUAUUUAAAAUUAAAUCCUUAUAAUUCGCUAGCUAGUGGAUCAAUUGCUUAUCAAUCUAUCAUUUCAAUAGCAAAUACUUUAAUUAAAAUUAGAUUUUUAUCUAAAAAUCAAUAUAAUGAAUUAAUUACAAAAUUAACUUUAUAUGGUUCUAAAAUAUUAAAAAAGCAAGAUCAAUGUAGAGCUAUUUAUUCAUGUGCUCAUUUAUGGUGGUGGUCUGAAAAUUUAUUAUUACCAAAUGAAAAAUCACCAAUAGUUGAAGAUGAUGAUGUAGUAGAUGGAGAUGAUAAGAUUAAAGAGAAUGAAGAGGAAAACGCUUCAAAAGAUAAAUCAACACAAGAAGACACUAAAGAGACAAAUGACAAAACAAAAGAAGAAUCAAAAGAAAACCCGCAAACAGAACUAAUCGAAAUUAAACCACAAUUAUAUAGAGAUUCAAAAAGAGUAUUAGAAUGUUUACAAAAAUCAUUAAGAAUAUCAGAUUCAUCAAUUGAUCCAUAUUUAUCAUUACAUUUAUUUAUUGAAAUUUUAAAUAAAUGUCUUGUUUUUAAUAUUUAUGGUAAUCAAUUAAUAAAUUUAAAUUAUAUUAAUGGAUUAAUUAAUUUAAUUAAAACAAAUAUUGAAAAUUUAAAUGAUUCAAAUAAUAAUAAUGAAGAAAAAGAUGAGGAAAAUGAUGAUAAUAAAGAAUCUAAAAUUUUUAAAUCUACUAUUUCAUUUUUUAAUCAAACUUUACAACAAAUUAAUCAUCAUUUUAGUACUAAUAACUAA